Messenger RNA from Magnolia sinica, 1362 nucleotides. RefSeq names its product BTB/POZ and TAZ domain-containing protein 4-like. The coding region runs from base 84 to 1196 and encodes 370 amino acids. Lineage: Eukaryota; Viridiplantae; Streptophyta; Magnoliopsida; Magnoliales; Magnoliaceae. The record is from RefSeq and is a predicted model, not a curated record. The transcript is spliced from 5 exons. Gene Ontology annotation, molecular function: protein binding.
AAAAAUAUACCAUUUUUACUCUCAAGUUGAAAUGAGUGCAUUCAAUUACUCUGUUGUGUAGGGAGGGAAGCUAAGAAGUGAAGAUGGGUGAGAUGGAAGAGACUUGUGAAGGCUUUUCUCCUUUAAUUAGCAACAUGGUUGCAUCAGAUGCACCUCUAUUUACCCGACUACCCACUAAUAGCAAUGGAUACGUCGCCGCGACGACAAGAGACUUAUGGAAUUGCCUACUUGAUGAAGGGUACAAAGCCGAUGUUUGUGUCCACACCGACAAUGGUGGUGUCAUCCACGCCCAUACCGGUGUUCUUGGCGGCACUUCUCCAGUGUUGAAGAACAUGUUGACGCAGUCGAAGGUACGCCCGCGAUCAAUCUCCAUUCAUGGCGUCCCACAUCAAGCUGUGCGGGCUUUCAUUCGCUAUCUAUAUUCUUCAUGCUAUGAGCAUAAAGAGAUGGAUGAAUUCUCCUUACAUCUUCUAGUGUUGUCACACGUGUUUGUGAUCUCCUCAUUGAAGAAAGCGUGCAGCCAUCGAUUCGAGAUGGGCCUUCUCACUGAUGAUAAUGUGGUCGACGUCUUCCAAAUGGCCCACCUUUGCGACGCCCCACGCCUCCGCCUCAUCUGUCACCGUUUAAUCGUAAAGAACUUCAAGGUCAUCUCCACCACCGAUGGAUGGAGAGCCAUGAAGCAUAGCAGACCCCAGCUAGAAAAGGAGCUUCUUGAAUCACUGAUUGAAGCAGACUCGAGAAAGCAAGAGAGGUUGAAGAAAAUUAAGGAGAAGAAGAUAUAUCUACGGCUAUCGGAGGCGAUGGAAGCGCUUGUUCAUAUAUGCAAAGAUGGAUGCCGGACGAUUGGGCCACAUGAUCAGGUCCUCAAGGGAAACGGCGUGCCUUGUGAUUUCCCAGCAUGCAAGGGGCUCGAGAUGCUCAUCCGUCACUUCGCCGGCUGCAAGGCCCGAGUGGCGGGUGGCUGCACCCAUUGUAAAAGAAUGUCGCAACUCCUGGAGCUGCACUCGCGAAUUUGCGCUACGUCGGAUGUGUGUAAGGUCCCCCUGUGCAGGCAUUUUAAGAAAAAAUUGAAGCAUCAACAUCAGACCAAAAAGGAUGAGCGUAGGUGGAAGUUGUUGGUGAGCAGAGUAUUGGCUGCGAAGCACACCGCUGUAGCGUCGGUAUUUCCAUCCGCCAUUGCCGUUGUUUCCACGUAAGGCCAUGUGUGCGAUCCACACACCAUGUAUAGAAAAAAAAAAAAAAAAAAACGAUAAAUACAUUGUAAAUGUGUGAUGUUAAUCAAAGAGAUUAAAUGGCAUAAAUGAUGACGUUUUGUGAAGUGUUGUUUUCCAUACAUGUAUCUUGAAUCGAGCCGUGACUUGC